AUGAAUGAAGGACCCAGAGAAUGGAAUCUCUCAAUGUUCCGCUGCUUCCGUGAAUCAGACUCAACCUCGCAUUUAAUUCCCUCAUCUUCUAAUUCGAAUUCCUCAGAAUCAGAUUCGGCAGCUAAAGGUAAAUCACAGGUUAAUGGUGUUUGGUUAACGCGUCGUGAUCACUCUGCUGCUCCACUUGUUAUCCGCGUUUCCGAUUUCGCUCAUCUUGUUAUUAUGCAAGGCACAGAGAUUGUUGAGUCCUACUUCCUUAUCCUAGCCAAGAAGUGGAUCAAAAUGGUAAACAUUGAAGAAGAGAUUAUGUUUUACAUCCGAGAACGAAGUAGGGUUCGACGGCUACGGCUUACCUUCGGUUCAGUUGAUGAUGCUCGUUCAUGUUAUUCUCAUUUGUCUCAAUAUGUUUCGGCUAAGCCGCCUUCAAAUGCUCUUGGAGAUGUUGAAUCUAGCAAACUUUCUGAAGAGGAAGAUUCAAGAGUGUCACACUAUCUUUCUCUUAUGACCAGUAUUGGCCCAAAAAGUGGUGAUUGUUCUGCUCAAGCGGAUGCGGCCUGGUAUACCAAUUGGCCAACGGAUCGCCUUGUUGAACUUGUCAAACUUUGUCUGAAUGAUAAAAACUUUCCAGGUUUUGUCAGACAAGUUCAAGAGUGCCUACAAAUUCUUGCUCCUUUACAAAAUGAGGAAUUCGUUGCUACACAAAAUCAGAUGGAGGAAUAA
This is a messenger RNA of Rodentolepis nana, 720 nucleotides long. The record is from the annotation of a GenBank genome assembly. NCBI's taxonomy places the organism in Eukaryota, Metazoa, Platyhelminthes, Cestoda, Cyclophyllidea, Hymenolepididae.